AAAGCAAAUCUUUCAUUUAAAGUGAAGCAUGAUAUUUUUCAUUUGUUUAAUUUAACUCAUUCUAUUUAAUUUAGUUUUAUUUUCCAUUAAAUAUCAAAGUGGAAAGUAGUAUAUGAUUUGAAUAAGAAAUGAUGGUGGAAGAGCCUGCUGAAGAUGCUGCUGUCCUGCAAGAGACAACAGUAACUGAAGACAAAGAGAUAAUGAUCAUAAGAGUGCUUACUCUUAAUAUUUGGGGAAUUCCAUUUGUAUCAAAAGACAGAGAAGCCAGGAUCAGUGCCAUCUGCCAGCAGAUCUGCAGUGCAAGUGAACCGUUCAAUUUUUUGUUCCUGCAGGAGGUUUGGAGCUCACAAGACUACACAACCAUUGCUGCAAAGCUAAAGGAAGUUCUUCCUCACUCACACUUCUUCUACUCCGGAGUUGUUGGAGCCGGUUUGUGCAUAUUUUCCAAGUCUCCGCUCACCUCCAUACACUUCCACCCCUGGAGCGUCAAUGGCUUGCCCCACAAAGUAUACCAUGGGGACUGGUGGGGCGGCAAGGGAGUGGGCUUCUGCAGGACACAAGUCAAUGGCAUUAACUUCAUUCUUGCAACCACUCAUCUACAUGCUGUUUACCAUCACCUUCAAGAUGAAUAUCUUCAUCAUCGAGUUGUUCAAGCAUAUGAAACAUCCCAGGUGCUGGACUGGUGCUCAUCAGCGGACUCCGUUGUGAUAUUGGGGGGCGAUCUGAACUGCGAGCCGCACGAGGUUCCCUACAGACUGCUGCGGGACAACGCUCAGCUCAGAGAUGCUUUUUUUGAUGCUCCUAAUAAGCCUGUUGACGGCAUCGGUGCCACUAACGAGACUCCCGGCAACAUACUGAGUUAUAUUUGUAUUUAUUACAGCCUGUUGACGUGGGUCAAGGCUCACAUUGGCAUUAUGGGUAAUGAGCGUGCUGAUGCAGUUGCCAAACUGGGACAUCACCUUGACCACUCUGCCUUGUUUCCUUUACCUUGCUCAGAUGCUCUUGCUGGUCUUCGCUUCUCCGACCAUGAGGCCGUGAGGGCGGUCUUCUCUCUGACCAGGAAGCACGACACUGACCUGGAUGAUGAAACUUUGUCUAGCAACGGCCCCUCCCCUCAUCGGUUCCUGGCCCCAGCGACGGAAUGCAACGGCGGCUUGACCGACAAACACAAGAACGCUGCGAACAACAACAGCGGCGCUCAGCUCAAGUCUCAGCUGAACGCCAUGUCAAAACUCACGCUCACUCUCCACCAGCAAACCGACACUCUGCUCGACGCAGCUGCCAUUUGUGCACAGGGCAAGCGUUCCAUGGACUCAUCGUGGAACUUUUACGCCUUCUUGAGUCUGGCUUUAACUCUGGUUAACCUCAUAUUGAUCGGUCUUAUAUGUCCCCAGGGUACCGUGCAAACUGGUACUUCGUUCUUCCUCAUGAUGGUGCUACUCGCGACUGUUCUUGUGACGUUUUAUUCCGUCUGGAUGGUCGUUGUGUGGAACAAGAUGGAAAGAAAUGCCGUCCUUGCCACUCAACUUGGACUAGAAUGCUUGCUCGAAGACAUGCGGAAGAAGAAUGCUAUACAAUUCCAGAAAAUUUCUGUGCCUGAUUUGCGGCGGAGUGGUAAUGACAAAUGACAUUGUGAUUGAAUGUUCGUGGCGCCUGUCGAGAAAAUGUUUUAACUGAUUUUGUACGCUGAUGCUUACUUUCAUCUCAAAAAUUGACUCAUCUUGUAUUUUGUGACGUAACUUAAAUAAUGCGCCGUACAGUGCUUACCUAAUGGGACCAUUAUUUCCGGUAUUGUUCAGUACAUCUCAUCCCUUAUAAAGUUCCAUUAAUAAUACCUGAGCUACGUAAAGCAAAUACCUGCUCUGAACAAUUUAACGACCACAUUUCUUCUUUUGACUGUUCCUAUUAUUUUUCCGUGUGGUCUUCCAUAUUAGACGUUGAUUGCAGCGAAAAUGACGUUCACGCUGAACCUUCUCCGCAGCCUGUAACACUGCGCUCAAGCCUUAAAAUCAAUAGUAUUGCUGCCCUUAUUACUAUUGGAUUGCAUAUCCUCGUUGUACUGAAAUCAUCAGAAACAGCAAAACAUCUUCUCAAUAUUACAUCAUUGAGCUGCAUUGAAGCAAGAAAAUACUGCAUUUGUACCCCUACUACCAUCACUCGAUUGCCGUUUACCAAGCAUUGUGUACUCUAUGCUUCGAAUUAUUCUUCAAGUUGAAGUUGCUGCGUCAGUUUGUAGUCAGUAUCAGACAUCAGCUCUCUGCUCAAGAUGUAUUGUCCUUACCAUGACGGAAAGAAAUCAAUGUCGCCUGGUGACACGAUCAUGAAGAUUCAGCUCGAAAAGUGGAAACUUUUUGAAUUAUUUUCAUAUUUCUACGUUGGUAGGAUGAUAAUAUUUCUCGACUGUGUUGAUGUUGGCAAAUAUUCUUGUUUAUACUCUUAUUCUAAGGGCAACUCUCAGACUGGCCGAACUUUCGACAAUAUUGUCUUACUUAUAAAACUUGCGAUUGUGGUACAAUAAUCGUGCUAUGACUAUACUUUAAUAACAAUACCUACUCAAGGGCUUCCUCUUCAACAUCUGGUGAUCUUCUGGUAUAUUUCUAUGCAUUUUUAUAACUCGUAUAUACAGAUCUGAUGUUGACAAUAACUACACUUACGAGCUUUGGAAGGCGAUCAUCAAUUUAAUCUACCCUCUUAUAAAUACAACUUUUUUUCUAAACCAUUUAAGUACUAAAGCUAUUUUUAUUCAUUGUGCAUUGUUACUAAUAAAUUAUCUUUAGGUUACUAUUUUCAGCGAAGGUAGAACAGAUAGACGCAGUUGAAUACCGUCAAAAAGCCUGAUGAAGCAUUUAGAUUUUCAACUUUUCACCUUUCUUACAUUGGUAGGUACGGAGUUUCUUAGAAUAACUUAACUAAACCGUCAAUUUAAUCAUUUAGGUGUGGAGCAUAUUCUGUUCAAUAAUUUCGUACGUGCUACACUUUAUAUGCCAGCCACAGAUUGAAGUAUUAGAGCUUUCACAGAUUUUGCAACCUGAUCAUGUAUUUGAAAAACAUUCCUUUGAAAGUAUUACCCGCGCUUAAUAACGAGUCGUGGCUUUGCCCUGUGACUUCCUUCUAUCGUUUGUGUGAUGGGCGUCUGUGUCCAGCAAAACACCGACAAUAAUAUUCUUAACAUCGUAUUUUUGUGCUCCACCAAGCACAAAACUUACAUGUACUACUGAUGAGAUUGUUACUUUUCUUAUUUAUGACCACAAAUUCAUUCGACGGGGAACAAUGUAGAUAAUGACUAAAAUAAGCUAUUUAUUGAUGUACGGAAAUCUAUGACCAUAAUGAAAAUUGUGUUAAAAAACUUGGCAUUGUAGUUCCAUGUGAAAUAUAGUAUACAUAUCAAUGUCUAUGUGGCCUCACAGUAUUUGAAGUGAUUAAUGUAACUGCUUCUAGGACGUCGUGUGUAUGUAGAAAAUAUUAACGCCAUAGAGGAUAAAAUUAGCGACAUUAGGACUAAACAAAACAUUUUAACUAGAUUGUGUGGAUGUUGAAAACGCGUUAAUUUAUCAAUGGUAUUUACUUGUGAUUUUAAUGAGCUUAUAAACAAUGUGCAACUUCUUGUUACAUAGUCGUCUAGUUAGGUAUUGAGUGAGUGUAGAUUUGUUGUCAAUGUUUUUAGACAUGACGGUUGCGUUAGCUAUUAUAUUGCUGUUAGUGUCUAUGUUAACUGAUCCAGAUGAUAGUGAGUUGAUGUUAAAGAUACCUCUUGCAAUGGAAAGUAUCUUCUCUUUAAACAAUAUUAUCUUAUUUGUUUGAUGUCGUGAGUGUAAUGUGACUUGCCUGCAGGUAGUAAUGUAAUUAUUGAACCGAUGUUUCUAUGGAUGUAUUUAGAUGAUUUUUUUAUAUUUACUUGGUAGUUCAUAGAGACUAGGUUGACUAAUAGGACGACCCAACUUGCAGCUGCUCCCACGGGGAAAAAUAUUCGAACUACUUCUGAAUUUUCAUUAUUGUUUGUUGUAUAAUCUUUUACACUUGAAGAGAACCUGACACAAUUCUCAAGUUAAAUAAAGUAUUGCGUUGUUCUUGGUAGCUUUGGUUGGGGGCGGAGUGGUUAGAGCGUUCAUUUCCUGACCGCCAGCAGCUAGUAUAUUCUUUGGAUGAAGUGGUGUGUGGAUCAGACGUAAGGUUACAAAUUCAUGUGUCAAUAAUUGUUCAUUGUAGCUCGUGUACAAGUGUCAGUGUCAUGAACUAACUAAUGCUGGUUGAAUUACUCAGCAAUUGUCUCAUUUCGUUUGUGUGCCGCGGGUUUCUUCUUGCUAGCAUAUGAAGCAUAUAUGACUCUGUAUUUUGUUACUCAGCUUUUGCCAUGUAUUCCUGCCUAUAAAUCUGAAGGUGUGUUCCUCAAAAGACAAUAAUAUGUUAGCUUGUAAGAGGAUUAAUUUGUUGUGCAUUCAAAGGUCACUUGCUCACGGUAGCUUUACCAUUACCAGUGGUCGUGGUAUGACCAUGUCAAGGAUCACACGCGUCUUGCUGCUGUACUGACGAGGUUAUUCUUAAUAAGCUAGGAUAAGAUAAGAUGUAUUAUGAUAUUAAUUUGUUUAGCUUGCACUUCAAAGUUGUUAUUAACGAUACUUGGCACCAACAGCUUCUCUCUUGCCGCUAUGUUAACAAAUAUCUUGUUGAGCAUCGUAGUUAUAUAUUGUAAUUAUUGCUAUGAAAGCCGCCUCUGCUAGUUCCAGUAAUAGAUAUAAUCACUCAAUUGACACACAAUUGUUUUAAUUGCUGAAUAAAAGGGCUUAUGUUUUACAGUAACCACGGUCAUUAAUUUUUUUUUGGGUGUUUAGGUUAAACAAUACGAAGCGUUUAAGUAUUACUUAUUAGGAUCAUCUUAUUAACGUGUUAAUGCUACGGUGAAGUGCUAGUUAGCUUCGACCCGUAGUUGUCAACAAUCAUGUUCAAUUCUUAAUGGAUUGUUUGCGUUUAUCUUAAAAUCUUAGGAUUUUGUCUUGUCUAGAUAUUUAAAGUCUACGCAAAUUCGUGAUCAUCAUGGAACGAUUCUGUUGCUGGAUUACCAUAUGACAAUUCAUGUAUUUUCUAUGUAUUGAUAGCUAUAUUUUUAUAUUCGUGUCUCACAUAAGUUUAAGUUUAUUCUUAAGUAUAAUGGUUAAAUUGGCAUUCAUUGGAAGCUCAUUUAUAAUUUUCUUAUCGCACGAUAUGUGUCAGGGAAUUUUUUUUUAUUGCUAAGUUCGCCAGUGCCAUGGCUCCUUGCGACAUUUUCCCGAAGGCCUAUUAAUUGAUUAGGUUAUUUCUAAGGGAAAUCGACCUAUGUCGUCAUCUGCAAUGGUUUCGGUUUUCUUGACUCGGCAAAAAUUAGGUUUCUUGAUCACAUUCUUUAUUUGGAUAUGGAUAUCAACUCGCUGUAGGAGUAUUUCUCGAUUUUAUUGGCCUAUUUGUUUCUCUUAGUUGCUUUUAAUUCGAUGCGUUGCAAUCAUCUCGUUGUUCAUGGUGCUGUAUAGCUUAGAUUUGUGUCUCUAAUUUCGGCUGAUCUUUCUUCUGAACGAUUUACUGAUUUAGCUGAGGAACAAAUUGGAUUUGGAAUGCUGAUAUGGCGGUAUGUUCACAGACGCGCGCUGUCGGACAACAUACGCAUUAAUCUACACAGUUGAGUCGAUGCAGUCAACGACGAAACUGGAACAUUUACUAUGACCGCUAAAUUUUAUGUAGGUUUUGGAUGUCGUAAAUGUCUUGUACAGCGUGGAUGUCGUCAGCUCGCUGCUACUCUGAUCACUGCUCGUCAUGAUCAGAUUUGCUUAUCCUUCUCAACCGCUUUGUAGUUCUUAUGUUCAGUUACUCACGAAACUUAUUUUCGAAGAGCACCCUAUAAUUUCUCAUGUCAUUAAUUUCUGGUUCAUUUUGGAAGUGAUGUUUUGGGUUCCAUUCGCAAUCUUGGUUAUAUUUUAAUGUAAAUUUCUACUCCAAAGCAUUGUUCUCUGUAGUUUAACUUCGUGCAUAACUCAAGACAGACGUCAAGUUUGCUCUUCUUGAUUCUUAAUUCUACGUUUACAUGGUGUACGUUUUUACUGAAACGCUAUUUCCACACCGAGCAUGAACGCUCUGAUUUAUUCUGCCUGCACCAACUGACAAUAUUUCUCAGCCUCUUCUAUGCAUCUUCAUGGCCAAUUUAACAGAAAUUAAGGCAAGGAUCCAUUGAAUAACGGCUUUCAAACAAGCAGGUCAGACAAGUUUGUGGAAGUGUAUCACUGUUACGCAGUUUGGGUUCUUGGGUUUAAUCUAUGAAGCAACUUAUAAGCUAUGUAGCAUUAGUCAAGUAAUUAUUUCUGCACCAGA
Molecule: messenger RNA, 6333 nt
Organism: Hyalella azteca
Lineage: Eukaryota; Metazoa; Arthropoda; Malacostraca; Amphipoda; Hyalellidae
Gene: nSMase
Product: putative neutral sphingomyelinase
Exons: 9
Coding region: 129-1628 (499 amino acids)
Cellular component (GO): cytoplasm
Molecular function (GO): sphingomyelin phosphodiesterase activity
Source: RefSeq, a predicted model, not a curated record